Messenger RNA from Priapulus caudatus, 9565 nucleotides. Its product is annotated as serine/threonine-protein phosphatase 4 regulatory subunit 4-like. The record is from RefSeq and is a predicted model, not a curated record. The coding region runs from base 1876 to 4464 and encodes 862 amino acids. Gene Ontology annotation, cellular component: protein serine/threonine phosphatase complex; cytosol. Gene Ontology annotation, molecular function: protein phosphatase regulator activity. The transcript is spliced from 26 exons. Lineage: Eukaryota; Metazoa; Priapulida; Priapulimorpha; Priapulimorphida; Priapulidae.
CUCAUCCUUCUCCUCAUCCUUCUCCUCUUCCUCGUCCUCCUCUAUUCCUGUGUGCCGUCGUGUCACAUCAGUCGCGCUGUCGGACGAAGCCUGCCAUAUGGUUACGGACAUGCGUGCCGCAGCGUUAGCGGCGUAUUAAGCGCCUGGCGGGGAUUUUAACUGCGACGACGUUAUGUGGCGGCCGCACAUGGAAGCGGUCCGUCCCGCGCAUGCGCCGGCUGACCCGCACUCCAGGCUCGUGUCUAUUCGGGCAGCUGCCAGCGCGACAGACUGACGGGGGAUCGCAGCGUCUACUGAUUACCACUGCGUCUUUGGGAUUCGGAUCAUUUCUGUGAAAGCCCGCUGUGAAUUCUAACGUGCGUGCGUGCGUGCGUGCGUGCGGAAGGCUUGUUCCCCACUCCCGAGCGGCGGGGGAGAUAUGUCUACGCGCGUACUGUGAGUCGCGUCGGAUAACCGAGCCUUGCUAAGUAGGCGAGUGUUUUCUCAGCACACCUGUGUGACAGGUGGAUGUCGGUGUAGCGCAUUCCUACUAGCGGUGUAGCGGUCUACCUGUAGCGCGGUGUCGGCGGCGUGAAGGCGUGCGCGGGACACGUACGUGCGAUCGUCCGGGCAGCGAGGUGUUUGCUUGGAUGCGCGCAUUCUCGGGACACCUAAAUAUUUGCGCAACCGAGGUGUGUAUACACAAGGUCUCCCGCUUGCUCAUUAUACCCGCACCUAUGUGCAGCACACCGCAGCCGCGCCUCUGUCUGACGUUGGUAUCUGUGACACGGCUAUUAGUCUUGCCUAGAGGCUAAACAAGCGCAAGUCAAGCAAAACGUAGUUGGCCGCCAGCGAACGUUUACCUUUCUCACACAACCAGAGAUACACGCUAGUAUAGUAGUAGUAGUUGUAGCAAUCAUAAUAACCGUAGUAGGAGUCGGUGUUGCUUGUCGAUGGAUGCUGCUGUGGAUGCCUGAAGCCCUAACGAUCUGCCUCCGCAUCAGUACCAGUAUCAAGGGGCAUCGCGCGUGAUACAACGUGCUCAGAUUCAGCCGGCGAUUGAUUAACUUCAAACGGAUAGUGGCGCGCUGCGGCUGCCGAAGACUCUCCGGCUAUCAUAGCCUCUUGCUAGAUUUGCCGUGAGAAAUCGUUUUGGAGUGCGAGUCCCCCGUGCUUGGCAAGCUCAUCCACCGUGGUCAGCGAGGGAGCGAGCUGUGUGGAGAAGUGAGAGGGAGUACUCAAGCCCUCGUGCUGUUAUCGUGGCAGCCUUCGGCAAGGCUUGGCAAUCGGCGAGAGAGGGGGAGACCUGUUCUCAGAUCAACACUGCGAUUAUUUGGACGUCAUCACCUUUAUAUGUUUGUUUGCGUUUCGAGUCGGGAUUUCAACGAGCCGCGCUGUGGUGGUAGUGAAACGUCGCGGUCACGACAGUCGUGUAGUGGUGUAGCGUCACAGAAGCUGACCUGUAGUAGCCAGUAGGCGGGAAACCUUACGCACUGGACUCACAGCGAUAAGUGCCGAGAGUGAAGGAGGCGCUCCACUAUACGUGCAAGGUUUGAAGAAACGACUUGCCGGCUAGAGACAAGAUCGCGGUCUCGAGAUCGGGGGAGAGUUCCUGCUACCCGAACUUCGCCCUAUAGUGUGUUGAAGUACAGUCGCUGUAGCUUGGGCGAGGAACAUAGCGGAACCCUAGCGAACGUAGCCAAACCAUUCGCUAGCAUAAGGGCAACUCCGGAGAUUUAUUCGGUAGUAUCGAAGAUAUUCGCAGCAAGUAUUUGUAUUGGGGAGUUUCACAUUGACAACGUUGUUGACCGUGAGGCGAAACGCAACGCGCCUAGUGGUGGUUAUAAGAAACUCAUUGGAGGCAGACUACAUGUAUGGCACCAAGGGGAUUGUUCAAUGCGUCCGUACUUAAUGGAAAGGAGAGGGUCAUCCAUCUGCGAGUUCCUAGUUGAUAACUCAGGUCAGGAGGUGCAGCGAAUUAGCGUCAUUGACAACCUGCCGAGUCUUCUCGAGGAGAACUGCAACAGUUGCAUGAAGGAUGUGGUGCCAAAGGUUAAGGAGGUGCUACACAUGGCACCCGUGGAGGUGCAGUUGGCAGGCUGCCAAUCUUUCCUCUCGAUCCUGGAGAACGAGAUUCUGCCUCACACGACGUACACACAGAGCUUUCUACAGAGCAUCCUUGCCAGCGUCGAUAGCAAGGACCAAGUUGUGGCGAACGCCUGGCUGGAGACACUGCUCGAUGUGAUAGACCUACUACCCAAGGAAGUCAUUCAGAAAGAUAUUUUAAACUUGGCGAUAUCGAAGGGGCAGCUCUCCCAGCCAGUGCAGUCGCGGCUAUCGUGCUGUAAGAUUCUGGGCAAGAUUGCGACGAAAUUCGAACCGUAUUUAAUUAAGAAGGAGAUUCUGCCCGUCGUGCAGUCGCUAUGCCAGGACGUCGACUACGAGGUGAGAGGCUGCAUGUGUCGGCAGCUGGACUCCGUCGCCAGAGGCAUUGGGCUGGAGGCGACCAAGAUCUCGAUCCUGCCCGAACUCGUGGAGCUGGCCAACGACGAGGAGAGCUUCGUGCGGCUGGCCGGCCUCGAGGCGGUGGUCAGCCUGCUCAGUCUGCUGGACGAUGAUACCUGUGUGCACAUCAUUAUCCCGCUCGUGAGAAAGUUCUGUGAGAUGGCGAUGAAGGCGGAGGACCCGACGCUAGCUGUGGUUGCCAAGCAGCUAGGAAAGCUCUGUCACGGCCUGUCAGUGAACCUGAGUGCGGAGCAGCGGCAGUGGUUCCUCAACUACUACAGGCAGCUGUGCCAGCUCGGCCUGACAUGCACAGACUCAGGCAUUCAGGUGAAGCAGAGCCCAGACAAAGAUCACAAGACGCAGACUCCAGACUUGUCGCAGCUGUUUGAAGAGGCUGAUAUAUAUGCAGAGUGCAGGCUGUGUGCUGCAUUCAACUUCCCCGCUAUGGUGCUGUUCGCCGGUGCGCUCGACUUCAAGUGCAGUCUGUACGCGACGUUUGCUGCGCUCUGCGAGGACCCUUACCCCGUGGUGAGGAGGACCGUCGCGUCGGGCUUUCACGAGGUUGCCAAACUGUUAGGUUCAAACGUGUAUUUAAUUCAGGGAGAACUGGUGAUACUACUAAAGGAUGAAUCCAUAGAGGUUCUAGAGGGCAUCAUUCCCCAUCUGCCGGAGAUGCUGGAAUGUAUGGUCAACAGAGGAAGGCAUUCCAUGUCAGACACACGGUUUUCACCGGAUCUACAGCGCGCCGGCGCGGCGUCCAGCAACUGGAGGCUGCACGAGCAGCUGCUCAGCGUGCUCGCCUGUCUGCCCAAGUGCCUCAGCAGCGACGACAUCUUCUGCAAGUUUUGUGCGCUCUUCUUCCAGAAGGCGACGGUGUCGAGGGCUCGACCGGUCAGAAUCGCCGCAGUCAGAACUCUUUGCGUCUACCUCAGGAACAACCUCCGAGCCGAACAGCGCUCUGAGAUAUGCAAGAAGCUGAUCGAAGAUUUCUGUCGGCACGCGAGCUGUCACAAGCGUAUGCUGUUCAUCGAGAUCUGCAUCGUCAUCAUCGAGCUGUUCUCGAAGAGCUUCUUCAAGCAGUUCUUCUACACGCAGCUGCUCGAGCUACACAUGGACGCCGUGCCCAACAUCCGGUUGCGUCUGUGCACGCUGCUGCCGCGCUUGAAGUCUCAGCUGAAGCUGCCUACGGACAGAGGUCUGCUGCAGCAGCUCGAGUCGUGCGUGCGCAAGCUGAUGGUCAACGAGAAGGAUCGUGACGUCACGGCGGCCAUACGACACGCGAUAAUGGAGCUGGACAAGAUUGAAGUUGCCAUGGAUACUCUUUCGAGGAGAGUAUUCCUGGAGGGCGAUCUAGAAGACCAGGAGAGGGAAAACGAGGAGAAACAUCUCGUAGAAAUUGAGGAGAGGGAAAGAAAGGAGGAGGAAAGUCGAAGGAUCGCGGAGAGGAAAACGGCAGCAAAGGCAGGGAAGAUUCCCAUCCGAAAACCGAGCAAAAGUAUACUGCCAGUGAAGGAGGUCAAGCGGACACCCAGCAAUAACAGCUUUUCGUCUUUAUCAGUCUCCUCUGCACAGAGAAGCAUAUCGUCUAACAGCCGACCGAAGCCACAGCUAGCUGUGAAGCCCCAGACCGGCAUCCCACAACCAUCGUCGCCGCGGCCCGUGAUGAGGUCGUCCCGAUCGAGAGAGGUGGUUGCGCCCGUCAGAAAAACGUCUGUGAGCAGGAUACCGUCGCCGGCUGUGUUAGCGAGGCGCCCUCUAACUGGUACACCUGCCACUAGCCCAACAACAGAGAUGCCGCCGCAGAUAGGUCUGUCGCUACAGACAAUGCUGAAGCAGAAGAGAUUGGCGAAUGGCGCGGCGGGCGGCAGCGGUCGCAGCUCCCCCUGUGGGAGCCCCACAGUGAGCGGCCCCGUUAUGGGCAAGCCGGCGAGUCAGAUACCCACCAUGGUUAGGAGACCAGCGCCGACGAAGAAGUCCUGACAUUUGAGUGACAGCUGAGCUUGUGACGUGGCGACCGUCCACGCCAACCUGGUCACCAGAGCGCAGCACCUACCAGAACGAGAUUACGGCGAAUUCUAUUCGGGUUGGGAGUUCCACCAGUGAGCGUGUUCUUCCAGGAGAGUUGCGCUGCACAGACGAAUAACUCCCGAUUGUAUUUCUGAUUUUCUCUCUGCGAAACUACACUUCUUCCACCGAAGGCGAGAAUACGUCUGCGCGUGGGGGCGUGGAUUUCCACGUAGUUCCUCGUCCAAGUUGGAAUCCCUAAUGCGUUGAGUCUACAUGUGCCAAAGUUUAUUGUAAUAUUGAUUGACAUUUUUAUACGCUAGCGAGGAAGUGUCGUGUCAGAAUGCGACAUAUAUACACUACACGAUGCAAGAUGCCGAAACGCCAAACACUUUCGUCUAGUCUGUAUCUCACAGUAUUUCGCAGUUAUUCAAGUGAAAAUGCUGCGUCCGGUGCAAUACGCGGUGGGGAUGUAUAAUACGUGCGUGUACAGUAUGGAGGAUUUACGGCUGCUGCCGCGCGAGCUGCCAAUACACGACACCUGGCGGAGAUCUACAGAAUUGCACACUUGCUUCCAAAUGGUGUUUUCAACCCUCUCGCGCGGGACGUGUGCCGUCGGGUUUCGUUGCUAAAGAUUCUUCUUUUAUAGGAAGUAUUUUUCUGGACAGUGUUGUUCAUAGUGGUCUUUACAUAUGGAUUCCUGAGCGUGUAAUUAAAUAGUAAUUUCGAAUGUGAACAUGCAGGUAAUAUUGAAAAGCAGGAACAAAUAUGGAUUGACGAUAGCGUCUCAGUUUCUUUAACCUUCACAGCCACACCGGUCAUGACUACAUCUGUAGUUGUUGUUAGGCGUUUAGCCUUACAGUUCCUCUCAUUGAGCACUCAUUGAAGUAGUUACCCAGUUGUCUAGAUGACUGGUGAAGUGUUCAUACGUAUACAAGUUACUUUGAAAACGUCCUACCCACACGUUAGAUGCAGUGCAUCUGAUAAAGAUAUUUAAUAUAAAUUAAAGAUAAUUAAAUAUUAACGAGAGCUGAACAUAUUUAUUCUCGUUAUGGUAUUGUUAUAAUUGGGCAGCAUAUCCAACUUCGGCAAAUUUUCCAGGCGCAUUGGAUUUUAAAGGAAAUAUGUUGCUAUCCGUGUGAAAUUUUGUGCUCUCUUCAUUAUGCUGGUUUGCCGUCGAGCAUAAAGACAAUAAAUUGUGCCGUGGUUUAUUCCUUAUUCGCGUUGAAUAGAAGCCAGUUCUAUCUGCACACUGUUGAAACAGAAACUUGCUUUGCUAGUAGUGCCUUUUUCAAUUGGUAUCCGAAGAGCAUUUUGUUCCAUGUUAUUCUGUGACAAUUUUGUAUUGUUGACAGUUAUUUUGGGUUGUAAAUACCUGGUAAAUACUAUGAAUUUACAAAAUAAAAUUCACUAGUGUGGUAUUUAAAAUCAAGUGUUGGUGACAUUACUACUAUUAGGACCAUAUGCCGACUAAAACAAUGCAUGAAAAGUGGGAAAAUUUACAAUAACCACCAAACCUACCAGGCAUAUUCUGCCUGGAAAUAAACUACUCUAUCAACAAGGGUUUGUACAUACUCAUCAACUAUAGCCAUGAAGAAACAAUGCCACUAUUCUGGUUUGAAGUAAUUUAUUACAGACGUUUGCAGGUAUACAGAUACUCUAUUAAUAAAUUUUUCAGCCAUAAUGUGUGUACCAUUUUAGAACACGUUCCCUCGUACGUACAAACUAUACGCUCACCAUACGACAUUCUUACCACACCAAGUUGUCUUUCCUACCCAGGUUUCCAAAAUACAACACAAGAUGGCUUAGGACCAAUUACUAUUUGAGUGCCAGACACUCCACGCAUUUUAAACAUUUUUAUCGGUAGCAAUAUAACAAAUGCUAGAUAGACAUAUUGGUAUACAAGUCAAAUAAGCUGUGAUUACCAUUCUCCCUUCUCACUUCAUCAGUUACGUUAGAUAGCAAAACUGGUUAUAACGGGUAAAAUUUGAAUUGCGAGUGUCACCGGUCACCUGUGGCGCGCCAACACUUUGGCACGGGCGACAACAAUGAGUAAGCUCGUUCUCACUCUCACGGGCGCACUCGAAAAAAUGUUCCGAAAGCCAACAACACCAAAAGAACAGAAAUAAAAAUGCACUUUACGCACGCUGAAGCAUCCUCUGCGCGUUGCCGUCCGCCGGACCUCACAGCGCCCCCUGGCAGACACGUACGCGCGUGACGGAUCAGAUAGAUAACAGGGAAUCGGCCAACCCACACCGUAACGUGCUACGGGGGCAUAAAAUUCCAGUAGUAACGAACCUUUUUAUCGAGAGAGAACGCCACCAAAACGAAUCGGGACGGCGACGUUGUAGUGAAAACCGACGUUCGUCUAUCACACGACGUGCACGCACGCCCUAUAGCGAGGGCAUGUAACGAUGACCCGGUCACUGGCCCAUCGUCAGCUAGGUCCCGGGGAGACACGACGCAACGUGCCCGCCUUCAAAGUGCACGCGAAUACGGAACGAGAAUACGGGACGACAACGACGCCCGAGCGCCAAGAGACUCACGUCGUCGUCGCCACGGCGAUGCCGGUCACGUGACGCGCGUCCGGCGACCCGUGGCACGUCGUAGACGAGAAGUCUGCAGAGAUACAACUGAUCCACAGUUGAACACAAAUCGCAUGGUUCAAAAAAAUGCAGCAAGAGCGAUCACAACUCGGAAAGGGCGUUCCGCUAUACGGCUCUGGCCAAAGCUGUACCAGAAAUGGGUAACGAACAACGGGAUGUCAUAACAUUAUGUGUGCGGGUGUUGCGCGGGGCCAAUCUGAAUAGAAUGUAUCAAAAAUAAACUUUCCACUAGAUUAAGAUGUCAGCAGUAACAACACGUUAAUUACACCGCCACAAAAAAAAAUAUCACUGCUUGGAACAAAAUGGUGACACAUUAUCAUUAAUUGAACGAUGUAGAAUUUCAGCCUUCGUUUUACCAGAGGCUGCAACACCCACAAGUAUAUAGACCUCCCAUCACCCACUUCUGCGCACACAGCGAAAACCAAAUUAUUGUGAACCUUAUCGUGCCACUUACAGUAAAGACCGACUUCCAGAUAUUCGUUUCGUACUAAUAAUGUCACUGGAAUGUAAUACUGUGCUGCUGCUGCAAUUCUAGACCUCUGCAACAAAUGGUACGCACGCACUUUUCCCCAGCGUUGCUUCAACAUUGUGAAAAAGUAAGAAACGGCUAGAUAAAAUUCCCCUACUCCCAACUGGCACGACUGCCAUACGUAGCGCGUCGCACAACAAGCCCUCCGCGAGAGAUGGCGAGAGCACCGACCGCAUGCGCGCGCGCGCACUGCUCUACAACCACGCGUCUUCAGGCGCAGCUUCUGGUGUCUGGUAGUUCCACCAGGUGGCGGCGCCAUCCUUGCCCCGCGACACCGCGCCGUCAUACGUCAGACGCUCCCUCACGUCGCGCAUCGUACGAAUGCCGCUGGGUGUCGUAGACGUGGCAGGCCCGAACACCCCGCAGGGCGACUCUGCAUACCCCCGCACGCAAUAAGCGAGUCGUCGCGACCGGUCGCCGGUUUUGCGAACGCCGAACGCGGUCGGCGCGUGCACGAGACGCCCUCUCGUGGCAGCGCGGCAAACCGCUGACACCUACGCUCCGUUAACCAUCGGCAUGCGGAACUGCGACGCAGUUCUCGUACCCUCCCUGAGUGUUCGGCCGACGCGCGGGGGACAACAGCCUGUCCCGCGCGAACCCGCCAGCCAAGGUUUGUUUCAGUCAUUUGUUCGCUCGUCUACAUUUUUAAUACGGUGCUAAAAAAUGCACACUCGUAACACUGCCUGCCUGGACCAGACGGCCAGUUUUUCGAAUAUUUUUUCUUUUCGUAUAUAUUCUUUCCCCGUGAAACUCGCAAAAACAAGAAAUUUAGCCCCAAUCUCUCUUUAAACUACUCCCUGCACCAUUUUUCGUAAAGAGACAGAUUUUUCACUCUAUGAAGUUGAGCCGCUGCUACCGGUACGCAUUCGUUAAUUCACGGGGGUUCCCGUGAGUGGGGGAGGGGGGUGGGGGCAGGGUAUUGGUGACCGACUACAUGCAGUCUGAGCCACCGCGCACGGUCCAGUUCCAUAUUUACACAAGCACCUGAUGAGUAUUCUUCUGAACUGAUCUCCGGCACUACUUCCCACCGUCUGCGAACGACGGUCGCAAACCGUCGGCCCGUGCGACGGCGUCGAAACAAACGCGAACGCGCGUUUCGACGAUAUCACGGCGACGGCGGCGGUCGGACCGCCCCGGAACAGUGAGCAAAAGACGGCGGAUAAUUAGGCUAAAACACGAGCUGGACCACCGCGCGCUCGAGCAGCCUCCGUCCCGCGCGUGAGCGCCGCGUCACUUGCGCAGCGCAGUUCCUCGUGUUUCGUCACGAAGCCGUGAACACGAAGAGACGAAGAGACUAGAACGGCCCGCCGCUGCCAGAGCGUGGGCUUGAAUAAUUUUUUUUCGAUUUACGUAUCGUCGUUGGGCCGUCGCCACGUCAGUGAAUGAAACAAACCGCACUUCAAACUCUCCCGCUAUCUACACACACGUCGUGCCCAUCAACUCGUUUAUACACGUAGAAAUAAAAAAAGCCUUAAUGAGUUGGUCUCGGAACACAUGAUAAAACCAGUCUGCGCUCGCGGCAGUGAUGGUAUGUGCUGCCUUGGCUUUCUUACAUACUUAGAAACAUCAGUUACAUGUAGUACAAACAACUGACUGAAGCUGAGAUCCAUGCAGCUAGGUGAAUUCUUACAUCGAAUAAUAUCUUCCUCUCUCUCUCGCGCGCGCGCGCGCACACACACGCACACACGCACACGAAUAGCGGGGGCAACGAAGCGAAUGGACACUGUCAAUAUGCACUACCGGAACGGCUAUGAGAACGUACCGCAUUUCGCAAGGGUGAACCCGCACAACUAGCUGAUCGAACACAUGGGAAAGCCCAGGUGGCAGCACAUAGCACAACCGCAGUCUCUCACCAUCACCAGCAACUUUACAAAGCACCGCAACUUCCUCGAAUAGGUCACCAUUCUACCGUAUUUCUCUGGGGGGGAACAAAAAACAACAA